Molecule: messenger RNA, 1317 nt
Organism: Suhomyces tanzawaensis NRRL Y-17324
Lineage: Eukaryota; Fungi; Ascomycota; Pichiomycetes; Serinales; Debaryomycetaceae
Product: Golgi transport complex subunit
Exons: 1
Coding region: 1-1317 (438 amino acids)
Biological process (GO): intra-Golgi vesicle-mediated transport; cytoplasm to vacuole targeting by the Cvt pathway
Cellular component (GO): COG complex
Source: RefSeq, a predicted model, not a curated record
AUGUCAGAUAUCUUGCUUGACACGUUGGUGUCGUCACUAGACAGCGAUAGCCAGAAGUACUUGGAGAACGACAGCCAGGUGCGCCAGCAGAGCGAGGCAUUUCUCCUGGAGCUCUUGAUCAACGACGACUUGCUCUCCACCGACAUCUACACAACCACCACCACCACCAACACCACCAGCAAGGAACACAAACCAACGUUGAUCGAGGUGAUUGCCGAGCUCGAACUGAGACAGCGCCAGAUCAACGUGGAAUUGGCGUCGUUCACAAACGAAAACAAGGACUUGAUCAUCGAAAUCAGCAGCGACUUGAACACCGUGGACUCUACCAUCAAGAACGACUACGACCACGAGCUUUCCGCCAUGCUCAAUGUGUUGGAGGGCGGGCUGCCCUCCAAGUUCCAGGUGUCUAUCAACGAAAAAUUGACCAAUUCCAUCAAAUCCUCCAAUACCAUCUUGUCCAACAUCGACUCGGUGCUUGAUUUCUUGGAGCUUCCUGCCUUGUGCAAAUUGUGCAUCUUGCAGGGCAACUACCUGGAAUCCAUCGAAAUCUCCAUAUUAGUGCAGGCGUUGAUAAUAAGGUUCCCCAAGCUUGUGAUAUUCCAGAAAAUCCAUGAACAAGUGGUGGCCGAAUUACGACUCAUGGUCAAGGGUUUGAUCAAGUUGCUCAACACAAACUUGAGACAAAACAGCAUAUUGAAGAUUUUCCAGAUCUUAAACAAACUUCAAGGUGACCCCUCCAUUGGAUUUUAUGGCUCGAGCGAUGAAAAUGGCCAGAAAACGAGCUCCACUAAGGAUAAGUCCAACAAUGACAAAUUCUUGAAGAUCAUAUACUUGCAUGCAAGGUUCAAGUUCAUAGUAAAUGAGUUGUCUAACUUGAAACCUUUAAUUAAAUUCAACAAGUUGACAUACUUAAAGAGAUUUAUCGAGAUUUAUCGUGAAUUCUUAUUCAAUUCAUUGUCGAUUUAUUUUGCCAUAUUCAACCCCACUAGUUCAAAUACUCAUCUGGAGAGUCCAGAAGAUAAGUUAUUAGUCAAUCAGUUCAUCAGAAACUUAGCCAAUAUCUUAUCGGAAGAAGUGAAACGUUACUUACCUGAUAUUUUGAGUCCCAACGAUGCCGAUGAUGAAGACGAAUUUGAUGUUCAAUCAAGAAAAGAUGGUUUAAUUUUACAGAUUACCUAUCUCUGUAAGUCUCUUUCAAAAUAUAAUGUUGAUUUCGAAGCUAUAAUGGUCUCUAAACUAGGAUUUGGAGUCGAUUCUUUGAUCACUGAAGAAGAUUGGUUGAGAAAUUUAGCAAAGGUCAAGAAAUUCAGACAGUAA